Molecule: messenger RNA, 9308 nt
Organism: Anastrepha ludens (Mexican fruit fly)
Lineage: Eukaryota; Metazoa; Arthropoda; Insecta; Diptera; Tephritidae
Product: protein glass-like
Exons: 2
Coding region: 1218-2210 (330 amino acids)
Source: RefSeq, a predicted model, not a curated record
GCUAGACUGAUCCUGAUCUUAUCUUUAUCACCAUCCUCUUGGUUUGGAAAUGGACAAGCAAAAUGGACGGCACGAUAUUUUGUAUAAUAUGAUCUAAUGUUGUUUUGUAGUCUAUACGAUACUAUACUUUUAUUUGGUAAAAAUAUUGAUUUGUAAAUUUCUUUUCAGUAUACAUACAUAUUUAUGCAUUUUUUGUUUGAGAAGCAUUCCCAUUUCUUUAAAUAGAUUUGCUUGUGAAUUUUGCUCUCAACCAAAGGAUCCUUUUAUUUAUGUUUUAAGUAGUAUGUAUUUAAAAACUUUCCGUUUACCACAUAUAUGUAUCUGUACAUAUAUGUUUCUAAUGUAAAAUAUAAUAAAUUGAAAUUAAUUAGUUUAAAAAACAUACCCGAAAAUCAUAAACUACUUUUAAAGGCAUGCGUGCGUAUUCGUACUAUAUUUAUAUCAACCGCUAUUACGUAAUCAAAUAUAUAUUCCUAUGUAGAAUAUUAUAGUGUACUCGUAUGCUUUCCGACGUAUUUGAAAGGGCAGAUUGCAGAUCGCAUAAGUUUAGGCCCUGGUCUAAGAUAAAGACAGUAUUUCCAUUUCUGUGUUUAAGAUGUGGAUUUCUGUAAAGAAAUAUCAAUGCAAUUAUGUCAAAUACACUCACUGUAUUCAACAAAUACAAGGAGAAACUACUCUGUGUUACGUUCUCUGUUUUUAUUGUUUAUAUGCUGCACAUUGUCACUAACUCUUUAUAUUACGAUCGCAUUGCACACAUGUAUAUGUAUGUUUGUAUGUAUGCGCAUUUAAUAACUAAAACAUAAAAUUUUUACAAAGCCAACAAGUGUAGGCACAAAUUUUCAUAAACAACCUGAGCAUUAAUUUAUUCUAGACAACGUCUCUAUUUACGAGUACAAUUUAAAAUUGAGAACAUUUGUGCUACAUUCACAUACAUAUACAUUGUUUUAUAAAGCGAGUAGUUUUCUGUAAUCUCCAGCCCUAAACCUACACAGAUCACAUACCGCAAAUACUCAUAUAUGUACAUCCGGACGCACUCAUUCAAAAAUCUUUCACCAACUGAUUUGGAUACAAUUUAAUAAAAGCAAGUGCCAAAAUUCAAAAGAAGUCCAUCAUCAUCUUGCCUAAGCGCGUAUGCAUAUCAUCAACACCUUGUCAACACCACCACCACCACCAUAUUCGCCAAAUAUAUAUAUAAAGCUGUCGUGUCGAGUAGAUUCAUGGGCAGCGGCUCACAUCUUCGUCGUAACUUGCGUGUGAAAACCAGUCCCCCGAGUAGUCCUGUUUGCACUCCAGUUAUAAAGUACGAACCGGCGCCAUCUGCCGAUGACAACGAGAGCGACUUGGCUGGCGUGGCUAGUCUUGGAAUGGGGUCACAGACAGGUACGAUUUCAGUUGGUAUUGCCAGCGACAACAGCGCUAUUUUAGCAAGCGAAGGUGCAGAUGAUGACCAACCGUGUGAUCUUCGCUUGAGUUCUUUUCGGAUGAAUCUUGUCUCAAUGGCGCUGCAACAGGCGGCAGCAGCUGUAAUUAGUGGAGGUUCUGUUACGAGCCCUGCGGGAAUGCAACAGGCUGCGCUACAGUCGAUAGCUGCCACGCCUUCAACUCACCUUUCGUCCUUGAUUAACUUUCCUCAUUCGCACACACCCACACAUCCACAGUUACCAACGCAAACAUCAGCGCAACCGCGCUCAAUUACUCCAACUCGUCGUUACAGCACCAGCACAACUACAGGCGCCACUGCAGUUGGGGUUGGAACCGUAGUAGUGCCUUCAAAUAGAGUCGCAUCACCACUUAGUGGAAAUAUGAACACGGGGUCACUUGCGACUACAUCUAGUUCUUCUGCUACCUCAGGACCAUCUACCUCGGCGGCAGCGGCAGCAGCUGCAGCGGCGGCGAACUCUGCACUUAUGCCAGGUGGCAGUGGUAGCGACGAAAUUUUAGCAAGCAGUGGGGUUGGGGUGAUUAGCAAUAGUGGAAGUGCCAUUGGCAGUAGUCAUAUUGCUUCCGUUACAACUGGAUCAGGUGGUACUUUUGGCGGCGCUUAUACGUGUGAACGCUGUGGCAAUUCUUAUGCUCGCCCGCAUAGCUUAAAUCGGCAUAUGCGUUUCGAAUGUGGUGUUGAGCCGAAAUUUGAGUGCCCGAUUUGCCACAAGAAGUCCAAACACAAACACAAUCUCGUAUUGCAUAUGCGCACACACCAACAUCGAUGAUACAAUCAACCCCGAUAUUCGCAAUGACCACCGAUACUCCGCCAACAACUACAUACUUGGAAAGAUAUGAAAAAAGAGCAUCCAAAUUUUAAACAUCUGUAUUGCAGGCCAUAUAGAUACAGAUGUCAUCACCUCGUGAGGCACCAUUGUUGUCGUAAGCUUCGCCAUAUUCAGACCAACGCUUUCCUAUGCUGAUCGCAGUUUCUUCGCGGAUUGCGCAGAGCACAUUCCAAAGCAUUCGAAUCUAUUAUUUACGAAGGCGCAGAACAGUGGUAAACAGUAAUCAAUAGUUGAGUGAAAUAGGAUGAGUUAAGAUGAAGAAGGCACCAAUGUGCGUAAUGCGUGAAACAAUGAAACAUACUUAUAUAUGCAGGUAUGUAGGGGGCAUAUGAGUGGGAGUUCUCCAAGCAGCACAUUAACUAAUUAGCACGAAUGUGAUUUAAUUCUUUGAAACAGAAAGAAGUCUUGUAAUUUUCCAAAUGAUCUUGAGAACUUAGUCGUUUUUUUUACAUUCAUUUAUUUUUACAAUUUUACUAUAGCUUAAAGUAAUUUUAUACGAACAUAUAUACAUACUUAUGUAAAUAUGGUAUUCUCUACAGCGACAUGUACAGUAUGUCUGUACUUUCUGAGAAUAUUGAUCAAUUAAUAUUGUAGUUUUUUAAAAAGUCAGCAUAGAUUCUUGUUGCGUUUAUUUUAGCAGUUAGGGUCAUCUUUGAUGCUAACCAACUGAAGAAGAAGAAGGAAGAGGAGGCACAUGAAGUGAUAUUUGAAGCACAAAGUGAUAUGGAAAGUGUAUGGAGUAUAUCGAUAGAGUUGCGAUGGUAUUAGGGGAUUUCAUUUAAAUUAGCUUGGACCCGAGCGGAAUUUAUAAGUUGAUUAUAUAUUAAAAAACAAGAAAAAAAUUAGAAAACAUACAAAAGUAAUAGUAAUAAUAAUGAUCUCAGUUAUAUAAAAUUACAAAAGAAAACUAAGACGCAUUUCAAAAAUACGACGAAAACGACAUUCACAUUGUUGCAUAAGUAUUUAUACAAAAUUUUGUACUAAUUUUUGAGAAAUGUUAUAAAACAAAAGAAAACACACAAAACGAGUAAAUACAUAAAUAUGAUUAUCAUCAAACUUUUCGGCCAAGCCAAUUAAAACAAAAUUUGGUCAUGCCGGCAAAACAGUGAAAAUAAGUUUUGAUGUAGUAAAUUAUGCAAAUUCAAUUCAGAUGCAGUUUGCCAGUUUCCUUUUUUCUUUUUUGGAUUUUUUUUUGCACUGUCAAGCUCGUAAUAAUAGAGUGAGGUUACCCAGAACACUGGGAUGCAUGUAUGUGAUCAUAGUUUGGUUUUGUUUUUAUAUACUGCAGUGCCACAUAUUCGUAUGAACGCAUUCUACUGGUGUUGUUGCGCUUUUUGUCCAUAAAAUUCGCGCGACAUGCACUCCCAGAGAUUCUCCACCGGAUUGAAAUUGGGACUGCAUGCAGGCCACUUCAUGAGCGGUAUGUGUGCUCUUCAAAACAUUAAACCAUUUCAACGAUUCUUUGCCAGCGUGAAUGGCAGCAUUAUCUUGUUGAAAAAGGCUGUAUUCAUCCAAAAAUGAGAUGAGAGCAUCGUCCGACAAUUCCGUGUAUAUUUUAGAAUUCAUUUUCUUCUUUUUUUGACACAAAGCAAAUAUUUGCUUUUCGUCCUAAUGAAAAUGCCGCCCUCACCAUGAAGCUGCCACCACCAAAGUUUUCCCACUGCAUGUGCUUUUGAGCGAAGCCUAAGCGCGCUUGUCUGUGAAGCGGUCGAAUUGAAAAAAAAACUUUUCGUGGCUUCCUUUUUAAUUUGGUUUAUUUGGCGGCUAGUCAGUUUUAUUGCCUUUCGUGGGCUUUCAACGCCAUAAUUUUUGCCUUUUUUUAAAGAGUGCCACACUGUCUCUGAUCUUCCGAUUAUUCGUCCAAACUCUCGAUUUAAAGACCCCUCUUAUGGUACAGUUUGAUUUGGACCCUUUCAGAUUCAUUCAGAUAUUUUCCCUUUGGUGUUUUGAGAAAAAUCUUAAAAAACAUAUUAAAAUAAUUUUAGACUUGAAUAGUUAAAAAAACUUACUAGUUAUUUUUUAUUCACUUCAAUGUUUUCGGCUUCCUUAUUCAGGGGAGCUUAAACGAAUAUGUUCUUAUUUUUAGUAUGAUAUUUAAAAAGCAACGAUUUAAGUAUUUGGAUUUUGCAAUCUAAAUUUCCGUUAGUUAGACAAACAAUUUGAGUCGCAUUGAGAAAAGAGAGAGAAGGUAGUAAAACUAAAAUUAAGAGUGUUUUUUUACGAAUAUGCGGUACUGUAUGCCGGUUUUUGACAAGUGCGAAAAUUCAAAUUCAUAAUUUAAAUGUUCAAUUUUACUUCUUAUAUUGCUGCAGUGAAAUACAUACGUAUGUACGUACAUGCGUACAAUUCCAAAUAAAAUUUCGUAUCAUAAAGUGAUUCUAAUUCAGAACAGUAGAUGCACAUACAUAUGUAUGUACAUAUGACACGAUAAUCUAUAAGUCGGAAUUUCCUUUCUUUAAAUUUUUUCUUUUUUUAUGGUUUUGUAGAGUAGGUUUCAAUAAAAAUAUGUAUGUAUGUAUAGAGAAAUAUAAUGUGCAAUAAAUACAAUAGUUAAUCGAGUUUAUUUAUAUAAUUAAUAUGGCACUUAUUAGUCAUAUGUAUGCAAAAGCUUGGAAUUAGUACGAAAAUGCACAGACAAUGAGAAGUUAAAAUAAUGAUCUGCGUUUGAAAAACGAUUAUAUUAACAAAUAAAAAUAAACCUUAUUAAAUUUAGUUAUACACUUAUUAAAAUACCUUUCUUAGAUAAAUAAUAUAACAAUGAUUAAUAAUGAAUUCGAAAACAUGAUAAAUCUUAUGUGAUACUUAUUAAUAUAAAAAACACUCAUAAUAAUUGAAGUGGUCCCGUCUGCCCAAUGUGAGUUAUUAUACCAUUAAGAUUGGAGAGGCAAGUAAGUAACUUUUAAAUGGUUAAACAAAAUGUAAUAAAUAUUGGAGUUCAACUGCUAACUGCUCCCACAGCAGUACAGCAGUAGCAGUACGAAAGACCUCAUUUCGACCAUUUUUAAUUGAAUUCGAAAAUUAAUGUCUCAAUUUGAAAAUGUAAAAAAUGAAUAAAACCAAAAACUAGUCAUUGGUGAUGAGCAAUGAGCAAUGAGUUAGUGUCGAUUGAAAAAGAACAAUUUGUGCUUAUGCUUUUUGUGUUAUAAAUUAUGUGUUUGUAUAGUUUUUUUAUUUGUAAGUCGAUAGGUAGAUGCAUAUAUACUAGGUGCAUUAGACACCUUUGCAUUAAAUAUUUUGUUUUUUUUUAUUUUAAUAAAUAACUUGGAACGCAAACAUGCAUACAUUACAAGUGAAAAAGCACUAUGCCAUGCGUUGUUGCAAAUGAAGUAAAUUGCAAAAAAUUAAAAACAAAGAUAAAUGAAUAACCAUACAUACAUACCCAAAGUGAUCUGAAAUGCUGUCAUCAUCGGGAUGCACUCGUAACCUCUUCAGUCCCAAGCAAUACCUGCAAGACUUUUACAUAACCGAACUACUUGUCGUUAAAUGCCUUAACAUUCGCUAUCAAACUUAGAUAUUCUACCUACAUACAUUCUGUCCAAGCAAGGGGUUAAACUAGCUUUUGGAAAGUUCCAAUAGUAAUGGCGUAUUCCACUGACAUUUAGAUGUAAAAAUGAUGCAUUACAUCUAUGCAGGACCCAUCUAAUUCCGAGUUACUCAUUUCGCUGUUACUUGCAAAUGUAACCAAACAGGCCAGGGGAUUUUAGUUAAUAGUCGUAUAUAGCUCAGAUUCUCUAAUUUGUGGUGUGCGUCUGGACUUUAUGCAAAACACCCAGAGAUCUACCUAGCCCGAAAAGCAAAGCUUUCAUAUGAGAUGUUACUGUCAUAAAAAGGCCAUCGUAUUUAUUGUUGCCCAUCACAUAGCGACCACUAUUAUAAACAAAGUUUUAUCAUUGUGAUAUUUGCCUUUCGAGAGGGUAAAAUGAAUAAAUUUCAAAUUCGUUUAAUAUGUAGAAGUUAAUGGGUGUUGUGGAAACAGUUCGGAAUGAAAGCAAAGUGUAGCAAUCGUCACGAUAUGAUUAUUAAUUUAUUGUAAAAUUUCACAAAUGAAAACAUUUUUUGGCCUAACGUCUUGCGAGAAUGAAAUAGUCCGAAUUACGGCACUGACUGAAUCGAGAGAGGUCACCUGAAAAUAAGUGGAACGAUUUUACGAAAUGUCUUUUAUCUUGUGGGAAUAAAAGUUCGACUAUCCAAAUUCUAGAAUUUAUGUAGAUACUAAAUACGAGUACUUUUGCAGAAGCAAAUGUAUAGUAGUUGAAAAGUCGAAGUAAAACUACAUACAUACAUAUGAUUCAUGUGCGAAUGUAUAUGUGUUGCAUAGAUAAAUACAUUUGGUGAAUUAUGUAAUCGGAAGAUAUGCGAUUGAAUUUGAAUGUGAUAUACAAAUGAUAGUCUAUGAAUUAAAUAUAUAUUUAUUGUAAAAUUAAUACGAAUAUAUGUAUGUAUAUGUAUAGUCUUUCAAUGUUAAACAUAUAUUUUUUAAAAUUUACUGAUGAUGAUUUUAUCACAAUCAAAUAAGUGUCCACUUGAUUGAUAAUUCGGUAUUUUUACAUUUGACUGAUGUACCUCUUGUCCCUCGUCCUUUAAUUCCAUUAGAAUGGAAUUUAGUAUGUGUGUAUGUAUGUAUGCGAGUACAUAGUUACGUUUAUUUUUAUGUUUAAAAGUAUAUACAAGUACGUAUAUGCUUUACGACAUACGUAUAUACAAACAGACAUACGUAAGCGGGUACUCGUAUAAUUGAUUGUGAUACCAAACGUAUGCAUAAACAAACUUUCCAGCUUUCAUUUGCCGAUGGGACCAAUAAAAUUGUUUAUUCGAAAUUACCUGAAGAGGAAAAAAGUUCAAGAGUGGAAAUUGUAUAAAAUAAGAAAUGUUUUUAUUUUGUCUUUUUACUAAAUUUACUUAACACAUAAAGAAAGAUAUCUGAAAAAGAAUUUGGUCAGUAUUUGAAUUAAGAUGUUUUUUUUUUUAGUUUAUUUUAUCUAACAAUUAAAAAUUUUUAUGAGAACUAUUGAUAAAGGCGAUUCAAUGUGGCACCUUUUAAAUUUGCUUAAUGCGUUUUAUUGAUCAAUCAUAAAUUUUUAUUAUAAUAGUUUUGAAAAUAACUAGUCAAAUAUAUGAAUGCAUUGGUAGUAACAACUCAUCUCAUACUGUACAUCCCACUUACCCCUAACUAUUCCAUAUCAUAUAAUCAAAUCAUUCUUGAUAAUUAGAAAAAAGUAGUUUUAUUAUUUUUAUCAAUUUUCACAUUAAUUUAAAUCAAAAUACUUUUACUUAUAAGUUCUAAUUCAAUCAUUGCUCUUUAAGGUUGUGGUUUCUUUUUUUUAUUUAAGAGUUUUACUGUCUAAUUAUAUUCAAAUUAUAUUAUAUAAGCAUUUGUCCGUUGCCGCAUUUUUGUGUAUUUUGACGUUUUGUUAAAUACUGGAUUUGUUGUUAAUAAUUUGUAUUGCAUUUCGUGCAAUUCUUAAAUCAGUUGAAUAUUAUUCGAUCAUCACAUAGCUUUGGAAGAGAUGAGUUGCAGAGUAGUUCCAUAAGCCUGCGGUCAAAAAAUAAAAAUUAAGUAAUGCUAAGUUCAAUAUGUGCAAUAUCGCGAAUAUCUGUGUGAUAAAAAUAAACUACUGUAUGUGUGUUAAAGUGUGAUUUGUAUUUUUUCGAAAACGUCAAAAAUGUCAUUUCAUAACCUCUGUUGAUUUGUAAUAUACAUACAAACAUAGGUAAAGAUUUUCAACUUAAAACUGAACUUUCGAAAAGUCUUUUAUUUAUAUAUAUAAUGCAUAUAAAUAUAGCAACGUUGUUAAAGUUUUUCAAAGCAAAAAACCAAUGGCACAAAUUUAAAGUUUAACAAACCACUAAAAUAUUAGGAUAUUAAAAAAAAAACGCUUUUGUAUUAAACACAAGCCAGCUAAAGUGAUUUAAUAAGAGUAGUUUUACUUACCAAACAUUCGCCUACACCUAACACAUACAUGCUCAUACACAUAUACACAUGUAUGUUUGUAUAUUGAAUAUUGUUUAAGCAAAAAUAAAAAUAGAAAUGUAAUUGGAUUGGAUGACAAAGUUUUCUAUAAAUGUCACUAUUAAACUUUAAGGAAACACUCGUAAAAAGCAAAGAUAUCCGAAGAGUCAGGCAAAAAGAUCAGUAUGUGGUAGGAGAAAGCAUUAUAUUUUAUAAAUAACACAUUAAUUGUACGUUGUUAUGAAUUCUGCAGUACAUAUGCACAUAUACAUACAUAUGUUUGCAUAGGGCGUUAAAAUUUUUGUUUUGUAAUAACAUAUUUAACCAAAUGAGCUGUGAAUUAAACAUAGUGAAAUAAGGAAACGAAUUAAAAUAUUAGCUAUAAAAAGUCGUAUGUGAUUACACAUUUGUGAUGGUAUUGGAACUAGAAAUUUUCGCGCGAAUUGAAGUAAUCAAGAUACGUCUGUAAAUCUGUUUUGGAAAUAUGAAUUUAACAUACACACACACACAUCACGAUUGCUCAUGAGCAUCUACUAGAUUUGCGUAAAAUGAGAAAAAAGCUUACAUACCUACAUGCAUACAUACAUAGAUACGUAUGUAUGUAUGCACAUGCCACUCGUAAAAAUUGGCAAUGGAGUUAAACAGUGUAUUUUUAUAAAUAAAUUUAAGGGAUCUCGCAAAUGCAUAAAAAUGUGUGUGUUUACUUCUUUAUCGAUAAAUACAAGCCUUUAAAGCGCCUCACGGUUACACUAACAAUUAUGAAAAAAUGAAAACCUUCGCGAUAUACUUCUAAAUUCACAUACAUGCACACAUAGGCAGAUACGUGCACACACUUGUCUAUUUUUUUGGAUGCAUUUGUGUGUUCACACAAGCAACAUUUAUUAAGUUAAGUUUUUAGACAGCGUAUGAGUGGCGCAUGAACGGAAUAAAAAAGUAAAUGUCCAUUUGCAAAGUUGUAAUGUCCCACCCUUAAUAAAAAAUGCCUUUCGAAAACUGUGAAAUUGCUAAUAUGCAAAACUUUAUAUUAACAAGAAAAAAAAGAAAAAAAAAACAAACACGCAUUCAUACAUAUAUUCCACAUAAACGAA